Molecule: messenger RNA, 1304 nt
Organism: Astyanax mexicanus (Mexican tetra)
Lineage: Eukaryota; Metazoa; Chordata; Actinopteri; Characiformes; Acestrorhamphidae
Product: caspase-6
Exons: 6
Coding region: 84-857 (257 amino acids)
Biological process (GO): apoptotic process; proteolysis
Cellular component (GO): cytoplasm
Source: RefSeq, a predicted model, not a curated record
UUGUACUUGGUAACUCCGCCCAGUGGUGUGUUUGCUUCCUUCUGCUUCUGUUUCGCUGGAGUUUAGAGACACAUUCAGCUACAAUGGCGAGCAGAAAGGAAUCACCAGCCAAAACAGGUCUGCUUGGGGAGUACAGGAUGAACAACAAGCAGCGAGGAUUGGCCCUUAUCUUCAACCAGAAACAUUUUCAACAAGAGUUACGUCUGAGAGAACGUGAUGGAAAUGAUGCAGACAAGACUAACCUCACUGAAAGAUUUCAGGAGCUCGGAUUUGAGGUGCAAUCUUAUGAUAAUUUAGAUGAGAAAAAUAUGAUGGACAGCAUACAGAAAGCGGCAAAGCGUGACCACAAAGAUGCCGACUGCUUCGUGUGUGUUUUCUUGAGUCAUGGAGAUGAGGAUCAUAUUUUUGCCAAUGACAAAAAGGUUAAUAUAAAGAAAAUAACAGAUCUCUUCAGAGGGAAUGAAUGUGAAAGCCUUGUAGGAAAACCCAAGAUCUUCAUCAUCCAGGCAAGCCAAGGCAAAAUUGCUGAAGAGGCUGUGACUGGGAUGGCUGCAGAUGAUGAUGAGAUCACUACUUAUUUCAUCCCAGCUGGAGCAGAUUUCCUCAUUUGCUGCAGUGUUGCUGAGGUGGACUGCAAUUUCUUCAUUCAGGAUCUGUGUGAGACACUGAAACACCAAGGCUCAACUCUGGAGUUCACCAAGCUGCUGACCCUGGUCAACAUGAAGGUGUCCACACGUACCCAGAGUAGCAAUAAGCAGAUGCCCUGCUUCACCUCCAUGCUUACCAAGAAACUCUACUUCAGACCCAAAGAGGAGCAAACGUCGACACCUUCUGGAUCUUCAUCCAUUCAGAGCUGAAUAAAUAUAUAUUUUACCACUGUAUUCAAGCCCAGGUCAGCCUCAGACCCUACAAAGUAGAAUAAAGUUGCCAGAUACUUUUAUUUCUCACUGAUUAAGUCAUCAUUAUUACAGACACAAUUCGAUUUUUUUUAUUUACAGCAUCCAUGGGGUAAUUAGAAUUAAAUGAAUGAACCCAGCAAAUAACACAUUUAUUAAGACUUAAAAAAUAGUUUUUUAAGUAAUGGGGCUCUGUUGUGGAUCUAUUAAUACAGGACAAAGCUACUACAGGAAAACCUAUUCUGUUUUCUUGCAUUUUAUUUUUAUGUCACUAUGUAAUUUUAUUUAUUCUGUACAUUGUACUUAUGUAAUACGAUGUAAAUAAUGCAAGUUAUAGCUGAACAAAAAAAAUAAACUAUAUUGUAAUUAUGGUUUAAAGCUGAAUAAAAAUCAAAUGUUAAAAAUGUA